Molecule: messenger RNA, 1117 nt
Organism: Vigna umbellata (rice bean)
Lineage: Eukaryota; Viridiplantae; Streptophyta; Magnoliopsida; Fabales; Fabaceae
Product: Photosystem II reaction center PsbP family protein
Biological process (GO): photosynthesis
Cellular component (GO): photosystem II; photosystem II oxygen evolving complex; extrinsic component of membrane
Molecular function (GO): calcium ion binding
Source: RefSeq, a predicted model, not a curated record
AAAUUUUGGUAAACGUAACCUUAGGAAGUGGAAGAGAAAAAAAAAUGUGGAUAACUAUUAGCAAACACCUUCUAACGACCCUUGUCACCUCUCCUAGAUUCAUCCUAUGGCGAUGAAACAUUGAAACCCAAUCCUACAAACCUUAAACCAAAUCCUUAAAUCCACCAAAUAAAAUGGCCUUAAGAUGUUCCUUUACCUUUUCACGCUCUACUUUCUUCCACCAGCACUCUCAGUCCACCCAUGCUUCUUCCAGAAUCUUCGUCUCAAUCUUGCUCCCCAAAUCCACUUCACUCACUUGCAUUCAUGAAUUCCACAAAGAUAUGCACUUUGCACCAUCUUUUAGCAAGAGGAAUCUCAACUUCGCCCUUCUUCUCACAAUGUUUCUGUGGGGUCAGGCUGCGCCGUUGCCAAAUAUGGGUGAUGCACUCUUGUUGGCUCAAGAAUUGGAGCUUCAGAGAUACACCGAUUCCGAGGAAGGUUUCACUCUUCUCACACCCUCUUCUUGGGCUAAGGUUGAUAAAGCAGGGGCAACUGUGUUGUUUGAAGAGAAAACUAUGGGAAGUAACAAUAUUGGGGUUGUUGUAAGCCCAGUUCGUCUUAAGACUCUUGAAGAGUUUGGGACACCUCAGUUCGUUGCUGAUAAGCUCUUACAAGCCGAAAAACGUAAGGAAAGUACAAAGGAAGCUGAAUUGAUUACAGUAGCAGAAAGAUCAGGAGAGGGAGGAUUGCAAAUUUAUGAAUUUGAAUACAAGGUAGAUAGUACUCGUGGAGGGAUGAAGAGGAUAUUUUCUGCAGCAUUUGUGCUCUCAAAGAGGCUCUAUCUUUCUAAAUAUGUUCUCACUCUGUAAACCAGAGAGUUCCAUUUUCUUGAUCCGCAUCAUAGACGAAAGAUUUAGAGCAAGUUCUUCAUUCCUUUGUAUGCGCUGCUUUAAAUUGUGGCGGAUCAAAAAUUUCGUUCUUCUGAUUUUUUUUUUCACAUUCUUUCGCUUGAGUUUGAUUUGAUUCCCAGUUAUGGCUAAUGAGUUAUGUUCAAUCUUUUACACACUACUAUCAACUGAUAUUGAGUGAAAGGGCAUAAACAGAAGAAGGUUUAUGUAUUUACAUUAUAUCAUGCGAU